Molecule: messenger RNA, 673 nt
Organism: Daldinia caldariorum
Lineage: Eukaryota; Fungi; Ascomycota; Sordariomycetes; Xylariales; Hypoxylaceae
Exons: 1
Coding region: 178-567 (129 amino acids)
Source: RefSeq, a predicted model, not a curated record
UACAUGUAGAAUCUAGAUUAGGUUAGGUACUGACAACGUAUUUUAUUUUAGGUAAUUCUUGGAACAUAUGCCAUUUUUUUUCAUUUUUUCAACUUUCCAUCAUCAAGGCUCAAAAAUGCAUCCAUGUAGGCCUCAUUUAGCUAAAGAGGUAUUCACCACUACGUACAGUUAAAAUACAUGCCAUGUCGAUUGCGUAUUGACAUAGCAUUUCUUGCAGGCUGUUGGCUUAUUUCAGAUCUGAGCAACAUAAGCAGUCAGGACUGUAUCUCGUUUCUCGUUCAUGGAUUGGCCCAGAUGCCCUGGACCGACAGCCUCACUUCUCGGCAAGACAUCAGAAGGCGCCGACCAAUCUCAUCGAAUCAAUCCUUCAUCCCUUUGCCGUAUUACGAGGCUACUGCAUGCAGUCGCCCACGCCCGCACCAAAGAGAUUAUUCAAUACUACCCACACCGUUCGGAGAUAAUCCCUCACUUUUUACAAGGCCACAACCUGCAGCCUCGAGAGAAAAAAAAAAAAAAAGCCAAACCUGGGGCUUCAUCAGAUUUUAUUACCGUCCCACACCCACCUAAUUGAUCCUAACCAAUCACAGCCACCAAAGGCUAGGACGGUCUUGUCUGUAGACCCCCGGGAUGCAACGAGAAGUCUGCGCGCCAUUGGACACUUUCUUGCAUUUGC